AAAAACCUGAAAUAAAUUUAGUAAUCUGUUUGCAAAUUUAGACGGUUUCCUUUCAAAAGACGCCGACAAAAUGGCGAACGAACAAAAACUUUUAGUUAAAUGUAUUUCGAAACUAGAUAGUAUGUCUCAUGGAUUAACGGACAAUCGUCCAAAAAAUUUAGAAAAACUGAAAAAUACUCUUAAAAAAGAAACCGAGGUUAUUUAUGUGAAUCAAAUUCUGAUAUAUUUGUUGACUCUGGAUUUCACCAUUCCUUUAAAGAACGAAGAGGACAUUCAUAAAACUGAUUCUGAACUUGAUAAAGAGAUCGCUGAAACGGUUUUUAAACUAGCCCAGGAUCAAGGAAGACAGGUGUUCGCGUUACCAUGCGAUUCAGAAUUACACCAUCAAAUCGAAAGUAAAGUGCAGGAGUGGUAUUCGCAGAAGCGUCGCCAUGUAGAUCCCAACAACCCUGCCCUGGGUAUUGCGACUGCAUGUACCAUAAACGCACAUUUAGAUGUUGACAAAAUUGUCAAGCAUCUGGAACACCUUGACAUAAUGCACCAAUGGCUGGAAUUGGUCUCUUUCAAAUUUCCGGACAGUGAGGCUUUCGGAGAGCUCAUGAAGGCUUGGGAGAAAUGGACUGAGAAAAUAAAAGAAGGCCUUGGUGAAGCAUCAGCUUGUACUUAUCAACUGUUCUCGACCAUGAUAAAAGAAGCAAAUGACUCAAUUCAAAACACUAGGAUAAAUGAAAUAGGGAGAUACUGUGAAGAAAUGUAUGUCAGUAAGUAUCCAGAAUAUAAGUCACACAGAAAGAGAGAAGUUAAAAUUGAGCAAAUGGAAACAAAUGAAGAAAGUCAGAAUUCAGAGCAACUAGAAAUGGCUGCCGUAAGUGAGGACAAAAAACAGUCACUCCUUAAUUCGCCGCUUUAUUUGUGGCCGGUUGGAAUAGAACCGGAUGUUGUUUAUGUAAUCCUUAAGCUAGGAGCAGCAGAGAAAAAACCAGAAACAAUGCAUCAUUUUAAAGACUUUGUUAAAAGCAUUGGUGACGUAACAUAUGUGGUAUCACCUAAGUAUAUGCUGAUGUCACAUGUUUCAAAAGAAAAUGCAGUGUCCGAGGGUGAAGAGGUUACGUUAAAUGUCCGGCUUGGUUCAACUGAAUCUAAAAAGACAUUCCAACUGAAAGACACCAGUGCACUCGGAUCCGUCCUGAUAUUUCCCGGAAAACGAAAACCAUUUCAAGGAAAGUCGUUUAAAAGAUUUCGGCGCAUGUUUGAUCGUAUGGAUACAUCAACAGACACGGCGAAAGAAACGCUUCGGGGGUUUCAGGAAUACGUUCUGAAGACAGUAAAACAUUUGUCUCAAAGCACAGGCGCUGCACUUCUCUAUGACGAUGCAGAUGCAAACGUUCGUUGCAGAGACAGCCUACAAGAGUACCUGAAAUCAUUAUCCGAGAGCAAUGGCGUCAGCGAAGAAGAAUUUUCCAAAGAAUUGCUCCGACGAAGUUUUGAAAUAGCUACAGUUCCUGCUGAUACGUUGGUCAAUCUUUUGAUGAAAACUGGAUACUUGCAAAUCAACGAGGUAGAUAUGUCUGUAACCUAUACACCUGGAUACAGAAAACAGAAAUAUAUGGAACAAGGCACGGCAGAAUCCAGUUUUUUACGGGAAUGGGAACGAUUCUACAAACAAAUGGACAAGCCGUCGGACAUAGAAAUGGGUACCUACUCCAGGAAACGCAAACACCACAUGCCUUUGUUCGACUAUAAACGGCAAAGGAUUAUAGACGUUUAGAAUUGCAUGUGAAUGUAUGUUCUUUUGUACAGGCAAAGAAUGUGUAUCAUAUUUGACAAAUACCGUAUUUGCCAUUUCAUUCAUUUGUUAUUCAGUUUUUUAAGUAUUUUCGGUGAUUUCGGAUUUCCGUGCUGAGGGGCGAAUGCGAAAGAGGUCUUAGUCCAUAAAUGAUUUUGUAUACAUUUGGUUUCCAUUGUUUUGUAUGUGUUUGCCAUUUACAAUCUCUGGGAUGUCACCACUGCCAUGAUCAUGUACACUUUGUAUAUUGAAUGAUAGUAGCAACUUGAGUGUUUGACAAAAUUAAACGUUUUUAGAGUUUCA
Mercenaria mercenaria is the source of this 2089-nucleotide messenger RNA. RefSeq lists its product as uncharacterized. Bases 71 to 1768 code for a protein of 565 amino acids. The transcript is spliced from 2 exons. NCBI's taxonomy places the organism in Eukaryota, Metazoa, Mollusca, Bivalvia, Venerida, Veneridae. The record is from RefSeq and is a predicted model, not a curated record.